This is a messenger RNA of Myzus persicae (green peach aphid), 1743 nucleotides long. Its product is annotated as pyrimidodiazepine synthase-like. The transcript is spliced from 7 exons. The coding region runs from base 59 to 943 and encodes 294 amino acids. The record is from RefSeq and is a predicted model, not a curated record. Gene Ontology annotation, cellular component: cytoplasm. NCBI's taxonomy places the organism in Eukaryota, Metazoa, Arthropoda, Insecta, Hemiptera, Aphididae. Gene Ontology annotation, biological process: glutathione metabolic process. Gene Ontology annotation, molecular function: glutathione transferase activity; glutathione dehydrogenase (ascorbate) activity.
UCGGAACACCUGAACACUAAGUUCAGAUCCCACCAUAUCCCCCCCACGUUGACCACUAAUGGGUUUAUACUUAUUUAAGACUGCAGUAAUCGGAUUUUGCAUUUUUAUAAAACUCAAUAAGUACACGACCGUGUUAUCAACAACAGCGGUCUCUUAUCUUCCGACGCAGAUUUUAAAUCAUUUUCGUCAGUCGUCAGACCUCAGACCGUUCGUUGAAACAACUAUGGCCAUCAAACACUUGUCCAAAGAUUCCACUGAACCGCCAAAGGUGCCGGGUUCAUUGCGCUUCUACUCUAUGCGAUUCUGUCCCUAUGCACAGAGGGUCCAGCUGGUGUUGAAUGCCAAGGGCUUGCCUCAUGACACGGUGUUCAUUAAUCUGUCAGAAAAGCCUGAAUGGUACUUGAAAAUCUUCCCUGCUGGCAAGGUUCCAGCUUUGAUUUAUGAUGGCAAGUUUCUCUCUGAAAGCCUGCUGCUGGCAGAUUUCCUUGACGAACAGUACCCCGAACCGCCUUUGCAAAAUGGCAGUCCUCUCCAGAAAAUUUUGGACAAGCUCUUCAUAGAGUCUUUCGGGAAAGUAGGUACAGCAUUUUAUAAGGUAAUAAUGACCACAAAAGAAAUAGAAAAAAACAAUUUUGAUGAACUUGUUGAUAGUUUAAUUCCCAUUGAAACCGAACUAGCUGAAAGAGGAUUCAAAUUUUUUGGAGGUAACAAGCCAAAUAUGGUUGACUAUAUGAUAUGGCCUUGGUUUGAGCGUUUAGAUGCCAUAAAUCCAUAUUCUCGUGGGACGUAUGUUAUACCUUUUGAAGACAAAUUUCCCAGACUGACAGAAUGGAAAUCCUUAAUGAUUGCUGAUAAUACUGUUGCACCGUACUACAUCACUCCAGAAAAGCAUGCUGAACAUUUUACAAAAAAAAAGGCUGGAUUACCUGCAUAUGAUAUCUAAAGCAAUCAUCUUGAUUUUUUGCCCUUAAACAUUGUUUUUAACAUUUUUAUAAUUCAUUGGACAUUCAGGUUAUAUAUCUAUUUGAAUUUUGAAUAAGUAUAAUUUUUUGUAACAUUACAUCAGUGCUUGAUUUGUGGAGGAGGGGACAGGGUCUUCUUACUUUUUUUUUUUGUGCGCACGCCUAUUUUUUUGAAACAGAACGCUGGGAACGCAAUAUUUAUUUGUGAAUUAGUAAACUGUCAGAUUUUCUGAUACAAAUAUAAUAGCCUUAAUAUUUUUACUUUAUACUUACCAAAACAUUGAUUGUUAAAAUUCCUUAUAGAGUUACUACUUAAACUUGCAUAGUAUAGGGGUUGUUCAUGUUUUUUUCGUUUUUUGGAAAAUAUAUUCAUUAUUUUGAACCAUAAGCCUUUAUAGAUUUUAUAGCUUGUACAAUUACGCAUUUAUACGUCUCCUAAUUUUUUUUCCAAAUCAAGCACUGUAUUACAUAUUGAAAUAGGGGUUACUCUUUUUAAUAUUGCUUUAAUGUAAUCAAUUACACAACAUAAAAGUAAUGCUGAAUUAUAAGUUUUAAAUGAUGCUUAUACUUUGCUUUUUUUUUUAAAUACAAUUUGUAGGUUUUUAAAUUCAAUUUUUUUAUUUAUUACUGUUAUCGCCAUUUAGGUAAUUAAAGUUUUGGCACAAUCCUGUUUCUCUUUAAUGACUUAACUUAUCUACUCAUUGUUAUGUUGUGUAUGAAGUGUUCAGUUAAGUAUACAUUGUUUUGAAACCAAUUAAAAAUAAAUUAUGCUAUUAAUAUA